AUGGCACCAGCUGCUGCUCUAGAAAUGCAGCAAAUGGGAUCGGCGAAUACUGGCUCCCUCCCAGAUUUGUCUAGCCUUCAGUUCUGCUCGCCGUUAAAAACUCCAUUAGAUCCACCGACUGAUCCGGAUGACAGCGUGGGUAAUCUGCGACCAAGCGGAGCGCUUCGUUCUCGUGCAGUUCGUCAAAGUUUACAACGUCGCCAUACUCAUAGCGGACCAAGUCCGCUGGUUGGACAACCCCGUCAUAACAUGCAACAGCUAAAUGCUGUUUCAGGAGAGCCUGUGAAACAAGAAAAAUAUAAUCAGCAGUAUGCACAUUAUCAACUUCCAAGGCAAAUGCCUCCAAUGAUGUAUCGACAGAUACAGCAGCAACAGCAGUCUCCAACUACUCAACAACCAGUAGAAUUCACUUUACAAUACAGUGGUAAUAACCCUGUUAACUCUAUCAGCCCAUCGACUACUAUGCAAUCGAUGGGAUCUACUAGACCAUCUAUGUCCGCUUCGAAUAACAAUUACUAUCAGCAGCGGCAACAACAAGUAGUAUUCACCAAUUCCAUGCAGUCGCAACUAGAGCCAGGCGGUUAUAAUAAUUCCGUGGGCAAUAAUUUAUCUCAGCAACAAAGGACAGCAAGCAAUCCUAAUCUUUCUAAUGGCUAUAACAUGAUGCCUCGGUCAAAUGUAGCCAGGGAUACCGGUAGCCAUAUACCUAAUAUUAUUUUAACUGGAGAAAUUGAUGCAAACCAAAACUCUAAUUACUUGUCGAAUGAAAUGGAUAAGGAAGAUGAUGUACUUGUUUCCGAUGCUAAUAUGGGUACAGAUCUAUUUAAUUUCCAUGAUCUCGAUUCCAUUGAUUACGCUAACUUACAGCUAUUGGAUAAUCCCGAGUUUAUCGCUGACUCAGCUGCAGAGGCUGUAUUUCGGUCAGAUAGACUAGGAUGA
Molecule: messenger RNA, 939 nt
Organism: Trichoplax adhaerens
Lineage: Eukaryota; Metazoa; Placozoa; Uniplacotomia; Trichoplacea; Trichoplacidae
Exons: 2
Coding region: 1-939 (312 amino acids)
Biological process (GO): positive regulation of transcription by RNA polymerase II
Cellular component (GO): nucleus; cytoplasm
Molecular function (GO): cAMP response element binding protein binding
Source: RefSeq, a predicted model, not a curated record